AGCAGUGAUUCUUGGGAGCACUGUGUUAUCUUUUCUGGAGACGUCUUUCCUCCAGCCUCCAACAGGCUUGCCUGGCUGCCAUGGGAGACUCACAUUUUGAAUCUGUUCCAGAGUCCAUUUAAAUACUUGAGUGAAAGAAUAUAGCUGAGAGCCCCAUGGAAAGGUGAUCUUUCUCAUGAAAGGUUUCUGCACUUUAGAACUUAAAUGCAAAUAGCCAAGGAGAAAGGACCACCAAGGUUGUUUCAGGCAGUCCCCUGCCUUCGCAGCCUUUCACAGAUACUUCUAAAGACUUCAUAAGUAAAGAUCAAAAGCUGUGUCUUCAAUAUAACACAAAAGAAGAAAUAUUUCUCUUAAGGAGUCCAAGGAUGCUGUUCAUAAGUGUCAGCUGUUCUGCUGGCAUGAGCUGGAGGUGGCAAGGUGGUUGUGGGUUUGCUCUCCAACAGAACAGUGGCUAUGGUGGAAGUUCAGCUUGACCCAGACCACGACUAUCCUCAGGGGCUCUUGAUAGCCUUCAGUGCCUGCACUACUGUGCUUGUUGCAGUUCACCUUUUUGCACUCAUGAUAAGUACCUGCAUCCUCCCAAACAUAGAGGCUGUUAGCAAUGUGCAUAACCUCAACUCUGUCAAGGAAUCUCCUCACGAGCGCAUGCACCGGCACAUUGAGCUCGCCUGGGCGUUCUCCACUGUCAUUGGCACUUUGCUCUUUCUUGCAGAAGUGGUGUUACUAUGCUGGGUCAAGUUUCUUCCUUUAAAGAAGAAAACUGACAACACCCCACAGAGCAACAGUUCUACCAUCACAUCAGGACAGGCAGCAGCCAUUGCAUCCACGUCCAUCAUGGUGCCCUUUGGAUUGAUUUUCAUUGUGUUUGCAGUUCACUUCUACCGGUCACUGGUGAGCCACAAAACAGACAGGCAAUUUCAGGAACUCAAUGAACUUGCUGAAUUUGCACGGCUACAGGAUCAGCUGGAUCACAGAGGUGAUGCUGUCACCUCAGCUGUCACCAAUUUUGUGUAAACCUGUGCUUAAGAAAAUAAACCCACUCUUCUGCUUCUGCCUUAUGGUGACUCCCUGUGGAUGAACUGGUUGAACUGCUGAUUACUGUUUAAAGAAUAAUUAUAAAUAUUGUUCUAACCCUUUAGAGAGGGAAAAAAUGUUCCUUUCAUACAAGUUUUGCUAUCUGAAGGAAUGGAUGGUGGGGUGUGAUUGCACUGCAUGUGCAGCCCUCCUCCUGUGAACACUGUCUCGCAUCUUUCUCGUUAAUGCUGAAUGGUGGCUGUAUAAAUACAUGGAAAAUAACAUUGUACAUUUGGGUAUUUGUUAGGAAUGGAUAGAGAAGUUGUGGAUUUUUUUUCUCUGUUUAUCUGAUGUUGGCAUUUACUAGAAGAUACUGCUUGUCCUAUCCAUAUUGCAUGGCAUGAUACAAAUUACUUGGGACAUGCAGCAAUUAGCGCUCGGUUUCGGUGCUAGCGCUGCUCUCCCUGGAAAGCCUGACAGAUGGUAGGAGUGAGAGCUUCCCCAGCACUUUCCCCAGUAUGUUUUGCUGCCAAGUAAUUAUUACUUUGCUGAUUUCUCCAGUGCCUUUUUCCCGUGGCACUUACACAUUUUGUAACUUGCUAAACACCCAGGACUAGACUUACUGCGAUGUGGUGUGGCCACAUGAGUAGGAAUGAGACUCGACUCUUCUCUUCCAUGGAAGAAAAUAAAAGCAAUAACUGUUUUUUAAAGUUCUCAUGAGCUGGCACAUAUUAUCUGGAGAGAUAGAUUUGCCUGUUUCUCUUUUAAGAAUCCUUUUUUAAAAAGAAGGAACUAGAUGGAAAUUAUCACUGGAUAAUUUUUUUUGCUUGAAAAUCAGAACCACUGCUGUUUCUUUUCCAAGCCAAAGUAGUAAUUAUUUUAUACUUUUAUAUUGAAAAUAUAUUUUUAAUAAAUCCUCAGAAGCAAGCAGCAAAAGGUGCUUUCUCUGUGUUGGAUUCCCAAGUAAUUAGCUAUGCCUUGGUCUUCCUUGUUUAGAAAAGUGUUCUCCUUGCUGAAGUGUUGUAUUUAAUAACUCAUUUUACAUUUUUGCUUCCAAAGGAUCUGGAAGACAACUUGAUGUAUAUUUAUUUAUGAAAGUAGGUUAUUUGUAAUUAAUACUGCUGCUUUCUUUCAGACACCUCUGUGACAGCAAGGCUACUGUGUUAAUUUCCUCUAAGCAAAAACCUCCAUUUGAUAAAAGGUUUGCCCAGGAAAGAUUCCAGCAGUUGUCCUGGGCUGCUUCAGUAAUUCUGGCUAUGUCUAGGAGUUGAAUUUUUUGGAGCACAACUCUUCUGUAGAGUAGCUUUGGGCUUUCAUGGGUAAAAGCUGUUUUUUGAACACAAACUGAGACAAGUUUCAAGCCAAAGGGAAAAAAAAACCCAAACCUAGCUAUCACUAGUCAUAGCUAUCCCUGUGGAAUAGAAACCUGGGACUUUGCCAUGAGACAGGAGGGACUGGGACAGCCCAGUGAGCUGUGCCUGACAGCCUGGGCUGAACGUGGUCACUCACACCAACCUCCAGCCCAGGUUAUUCCAACGUGUUUGCAAUCUGCACCAAGUGUCUGUGGAGUUCAAGUGCAGAGUGUGGUUACUACUGGAGCAGAUGGGAGCUGAUCUCUCCUGUCAGCAGCACUGCAGUGCAAAGUGUUGACAAGGUCACCUGUGGUGCCUUUGUAUUCUAAAAACAUAACUAUGAAAAAAAAAAGCAAAACAACCUGCUGGGCUCUUUGUUUUUUUCAGCAGCAGUUGUGGUUCACAAGCAGCAAACAGCUUUCCACUUGGUGUUUUCACCUGUGAAGUGAAAGUCCUGGCGUACAGAGGCCAAACUGGAUUUUCUCAGCUCUGCCAUUACAUGCUUCAAAUAUAUUCUAUUCCUGAUGUAAAUCUGAUGGUGAGGAUUGUAACUACAGACUCACAGGUGUUUGUUCAUGGAGCACUGGAAGCGUUGCUUUAGUAAAGGCAAUAAGGAAGCAGCAUUCCAAACCACAAAAUGUUGGUAGUAGGCACAAAAUGUAUUUUCCCAUUCAAGACAGAACUUUACCAGUUCUGUCUUGGGGAAGCAGGCCCCUAAAAUUCCCCACUAAAGGAAGAAAACCUGACCUGGUAUUCACACCAGAGCAACUGAUUGGAAGGGUGUGGUCAGGUGUAAAAAUUGUACUUCUUUCUGUAAAUUUUAUAUUUAGAAGUUAUGUGGUUCUAAAUGGAAGUCCAAAAAAUCAGUUUUCUGAAUUUAUUUUGUAAAAUUCCUUGCUGUUCUGGACAAGUAGCUGAAUUUUUCUUUGAUUUGUGGAUCUUUUACAAAGUGACUAAGAAGUGUGGGAUUUUCUUGUUGUUUAAGACAUACACAAUUAGAAGCUAGUGGGACAUGGUUAUUUUUAAUUUUCUCAAGCUGGUAGGCUCUGAGCUAAUGGCACUGUUAUUACAGCUAAUUUUCUGACUAUUUUCUGCACUUUAAGCCAUGAUAUCAAGUAUGUUUUUGUCAUUUUCCACCUGUGGAAAUGGUCAUGAAAGUUACACCUUGGGUACCUUUGUCACUGUGUACCCAGGCAGUAACCAGACACAAACACAUGGAUCUAAACAUUGAGUGCACUUAAAAUUUUUUAUCCCUUAUUUAUACUAACUAUGGUGUUAGGCAUUUACCUCAAUCAUUUUAAACAUUGGUUAUUGUGUAUCACCUAUUUGGGUAUAAAAUACUUUCAUGAAAUAAAAUAUACUCAAUUGUUGUGGA
Messenger RNA from Agelaius phoeniceus (red-winged blackbird), 3741 nucleotides. The record is from RefSeq and is a predicted model, not a curated record. NCBI's taxonomy places the organism in Eukaryota, Metazoa, Chordata, Aves, Passeriformes, Icteridae.